Messenger RNA from Aspergillus campestris IBT 28561, 600 nucleotides. RefSeq lists its product as uncharacterized. The coding region runs from base 1 to 600 and encodes 199 amino acids. Lineage: Eukaryota; Fungi; Ascomycota; Eurotiomycetes; Eurotiales; Aspergillaceae. The record is from RefSeq and is a predicted model, not a curated record. The transcript is spliced from 4 exons.
AUGGCUCGUGAUGAGGAUGAAGCGAGACGACUAGACGAGCAAUUCGACCUCUUGACCGAAAACAUAGGCUACCUAAUCCACCCAACCCUCACCCCCCACCUCCCCCCAAACGCACACAUCGCAGACCUCGCAACAGGCACAGCCCUCUUCCUUCAACGCCUCGCAAGUACAAACCCAACCUACACCCUCCACGGAAGCGACAUCUCACCAGCCCUCUUCCCUCCCGCCUCCACACUCCCUCAAAACAUAACACUCACCACCCUCGACAUCCGCCAACCUCCCCCAGCUCACCUUCUCCAGAAAUACGAUCUUGUCCACGUUCGACAGCUCUCAGCCGGCCUCGAAGCAAGCGACUGGCCCGCCGCAAUCGCCCACGCCGCUGCGCUAGUACGACCAGGCGGGGCGCUGCAAUGGGAAGAAUGUGACUUCCUAAGCGUGCGGCACAUGCGCGGGGGGGUGGAGAACAGUGUGGAUGCUGCAGGGCACAUGGGAGAUGUGUUCAAAGAUGCGUUGAGGGAGAGGUUUGCGCAUGGGUGGAAUUGUUUGGAGAGGGGGAUGAGGGACGCCGGCGCUUACGAGGAAUGGGUUGGGGGUAAUUGA